Myripristis murdjan (pinecone soldierfish) is the source of this 1689-nucleotide messenger RNA. RefSeq names its product forkhead box L1 (gene foxl1). The record is from RefSeq and is a predicted model, not a curated record. NCBI's taxonomy places the organism in Eukaryota, Metazoa, Chordata, Actinopteri, Holocentriformes, Holocentridae. Bases 115 to 1272 code for a protein of 385 amino acids. Gene Ontology annotation, biological process: anatomical structure morphogenesis; regulation of transcription by RNA polymerase II; cell differentiation. Gene Ontology annotation, molecular function: RNA polymerase II cis-regulatory region sequence-specific DNA binding; DNA-binding transcription factor activity, RNA polymerase II-specific. The transcript has a single exon.
UUUAACAUUUUUCUGGAGGCCUCAUGCGGCUCGGGAGUCAGUCAGUGGAGGAGAGGAGCUCCGGGCGCAGGGUGCUGAAGUUUCCCCGAGACGGACUCCACCUUCCCCGGCGUCAUGAGCCUCUACCACGGCCGCCUGCCGCACCUUGGAGUGCCAUCCUCGGCUCUCAGCCUCUCCGCCGCCCCGCUCAUUUACUUGUACGGAGGGGACGGCGGGGGGGUCGUGCCCGCUUUGAGCUUCGUCCCGGCCCGCCAGGAGCCUCCGCAGAAGCCGCCGUACAGCUACAUCGCGCUCAUCGCUAUGGCCAUCAAGAGCGCACCGGACAAGCGCGCAACGCUCAGCGGCAUCUACCAGUUCAUCAUGGACCGGUUCCCGUUUUACCACGACAACAAGCAGGGCUGGCAGAACUCCAUCCGACACAACCUCUCCCUGAACGACUGCUUCAUCAAGGUGCCGAGAGAGAAGGGCCGGCCGGGCAAAGGCAGCUACUGGACGCUGGACACCAAGUGCCUGGAUAUGUUUGAGAACGGCAACUACCGCCGGAGGAAGAGGAAGAUAAAGAGUCAGCACGAGGCUCUGGACUCCAAAGCUGGACACAAGCGCAGCAAGGGCCCGGGACCCUCCAGGGAGCACCCGGUCUCUAUCAGAUAUCAGACGGGCUCACAGACGAGGAUGCCGGGUGUGUCAACGAAGCUGGAUGCGGAAAAGGUGGAGGCGCAGUUGCACGAGCAAUAUUUACAAGCAGAUACAGACGCGAAGCCCGUUUUGGUCGAGUUCAACCACGCUGACCCGCAGCAGAAACUUAAGGUGAAUGAAGAGUCCCUCCCGUCCACCGGGAGGAGGUUUGGCGCGCCACACGCGGAGCCGUGCCCGGCUCCCAAACACGCACCGUGGAUGAACGGCGCACAUCGGACCGAGCCGGAGGAGCGAGGAUCAGCUGUGAUCGGAGGAGAGAAAGACGCGCUCAGCACCGGCGGCUGCACGGGAAGCAGCAACGCGUUGUUACGCGCACAGGACAGAGCGAAAGGAGCUGCGCCGACCGGCCUCGGAUGUGGAGCCUCGGGUAAAUCUAAAGGCUUUAGCAUUGACAGUAUCUUGUCGAAAAGUGAAGACCAAGUGCGCAACAGCAUCCUCGGUUUGGCUGCGGAGGCAUGCGCAGAGCGGCCGUCUGUGGUUUUGGGUGCUCGACCACACGAGCUGUACCAGAUGGGAUUCCCCUUGUGUUCCUACCUGUCAUUCACCUGUCCCGACAAAGUUCUGCAUUUCAAAUGACUGCGAUGAUCAAGUCAGAACGCACAUUUGUUUGUUUUACAUAGAAAUUAUAUGCGUCAGUCCUGUAUAACCUCACAUCAGUUACUAUGUUUUCAUCAGACAGUGGUUCUGCUGUCAGGUUCUGCUUGUCAUCAUUACCCUACUCAUAUGUUCAGUUACUGAUACAGUGCAGAAACACCUUCAUUUUUACGCAUGCGUAAUUGUUAGGACUUUGGCAUACAACAAAUGAAUAAUAUUUUAUUUCAUAAUUUUCCCCAAUCCUGAUGCUCUUAAUUAAAGGUCCAUUAACUAUCAGAUGCGCAAACUGAUGUUUGACAUCAAGCAAAAAAGCCAUUAAGAACAUAGGGGUGUUGUCAUUGUUCAUGUAAAUGAGUGUAGGAGCUUCAGAUGUGUUACUCUUUUCCUUAAUGACAGAAG